Messenger RNA from Habropoda laboriosa, 2011 nucleotides. It is a transcript of the gene CD98hc, whose product is annotated as neutral and basic amino acid transport protein rBAT-like. The transcript is spliced from 9 exons. The coding region runs from base 132 to 1973 and encodes 613 amino acids. Lineage: Eukaryota; Metazoa; Arthropoda; Insecta; Hymenoptera; Apidae. Gene Ontology annotation, biological process: carbohydrate metabolic process; amino acid transport. The record is from RefSeq and is a predicted model, not a curated record.
UUAAGGGAACAGUGUUCCAGAGCUGCAGAAGGUUCAUCAAGAAGGGAAGAUAGUUUUCUGCGAAGAAUUUCGCACAUCCCCAUUCAGUAAGAUAAUUUCGAGUACGUUAUUGAUACCGUUCGGUGGUCGCAAUGGAGAGUGGGAGGUCAGAUUUAGAUGGCGUCGAGGCGAACGGGAUAGCGAAAGAAACGGCAGUUGCCACGUACAAGCCGUUGUCAGAGGACGACUCUACUAAGCAAGAUAAAGUAGAAACUCCAGCAAUGGGAAAGCCAAACAACGAGAACGAAAUUGACGAUGGGGUCCACGAAAAGAUGCUCAAAGAUGAGAGCAAAAUCUCUCCUACGAAAGAUACUACCGAGGUGAAGUUUAUUUCUGAAAAUGGAGAUGCCAAGAUUGAUAUUGAGACAGUUAAGCAAGCACUUUCUGGCAUGGGAAAAGAGGAAUUAAUGAAAUUUGCUAAUGAUCCAUACUGGAUUAAAUUGAGAUGGUUUUUAUUUAUUGCAUUUUGGUUAUUGUGGUUUGCCAUGUUGGCUGGUGCUAUAGCUAUUGUAGCAGUGGCUCCAAAAUGUGUAGCACCAGAACCCAAAGAAUGGUGGGAGAAGAGUCCCAUUGUUCAAUUAGAUCCUCAAGAAACCAUCAGUUCUAACUUAAAGGGUGUGGUGUCAUUGCUAGAUCUUUUGAAACAUCAAAAUAUAGAUGCAAUAUCUCUUGCAUCCAUAGUUAAAGAAAGUUUAACAGGAGGUACAGAAGACUUCAAAAACAUUAAGCCAGAAUAUGGAACUACAAGUGAUCUAGAGGUUCUUAUAAAAGCUGCAAAAGAUAGAGAGCAGCAUAUUAUUUUGGAAUUAGAUCCAAGCAGUACAUCAACUGAACAUCCAUGGUUUAAAAGGUCUGUAGAAAAGGAAGAACCCUUCACAUCUUACUAUGUUUGGGCUGAUGGGAAGAUAACUUCUGACGGCAAACGUACUGCACCUAAUAAUUGGCUAAGUGUAAAUGGAGGAACAGCAUGGGAAUGGAAUGAACAAAGGGAACAGUAUUAUCUUCACCAGUUUAAUACUACACAACCUGAAUUGAAUUAUAAUAACCCAGCAGUAAUUACCGAAUUUGCAGAUAUUUUAAGUCAUUGGUUAAAAUUGGGUAUUAGUGGAUUUCGCUUAGCUAAUACUCAAUAUUUAACCGAAGAUCCGGAACUUCGUGAUGAAUUUAGAAGCAUCAUUCCUACUGAAGUAGAUAACUAUGAUUCCUUAGUACAUGCUUAUACGAGAGAUCGUCCAGAAAAUGCUGCAGUCUUAACAAACUGGCAAGAAAGAGUUUAUAAUGAAACAAAUAAUAAAGGGUUCUUUGCUCUUCAAGAUGACAUUGGAACAGAUAUUUUACAAGUUUACAAUGAAAAGAAAAGACUAAUCGAUGUCCCACAAAAUUCGCUAUUCCUCACAACUGCAGAUAGCAGUAUAAAUGCUACAACUUUGCGGCACGGGUUUUCACAUUGGCUUAAUUUCACUUCUUGGCCAGCUUGGGAUAUUAAUGGCAAACAGCGCACUUUGAGAGAAAGAAUGCCUGCAGACAUUGCAGACAGCUUGACCCUCAUGACAUUGCUUUUACCUGGAACUCCAGUGCUCAAAUUGAAUGACACAUUAUCUGCAAAGGGUGCUUUUGCAACUUUAGCUAAAGCACGUGAAAGCUCAACAUUCCUUCAUGGGGAGACACUACUUAAGACUGUCAAUGGAAGUGUAUUUGCAUACACCAGGUUAAAGAGCGGCAAUCCUGGUUACUUAGUAGCGUAUCAAACAGCUGAAGAGUCUACUGUGGUGGACUUCUCCGAAAUACCACAGAUGUCGGAUGAAGUUAGUGUAGUUGCAUAUAGUCCUAAUUAUGUACAGGACAGCGACACAAUAAGAACUAAAUUACCCUCUAGUAAGGUUCCUAUAUCGUCCAAGAGCACAGUUGUUUUAACAUUUGUGCCAAAGAGUUAAUUACGAAACAGAAAGCGCUUAAACGAUUAACAAUAAUC